GUAGCUUUGCGAGGGCAAGCCCUGUGCCUUGUGAACCGCCUGUAAUGUAGACAUGCUGGGUGUUUGUAGUCAGUGGUGUGCAGAAGGUAGCAAGAACGCAGGAGGUAAUACCUUGUCUUUCGGUUCGAAUGAGUUCUUAUCCUUCUUCCGAAAGACCAUGGUUGCAAAGGCCAAGAGGAAAACUAUGCUACUUGCAACGACAAUGGAGUGAAGACCUCCAAUCAUUACCGACAUGCCCUGCUGGAGAAACGCUGCGGCUUUUGCGCGAUGGCCUUUGGAUGAUAUGGUAAUUGCUUAGCCGCUCGAUCGUUUUGUUUCCCAAACCCUCCACCGUAAUGCCCGACAAAGACAGCCGAAGGCAGUCAACCAAGAUUCCCAAGAAUUGGCCACAGAAUAUCCGCUACCUAUCACAGAAUGAGUGGUCCCGAGAGGUCCCCUCUGACAUUCUUUCGUACUAUCUCCCCCGAUGCUCAUGGAACAAACUGAAAUGUUCUUCCUCUAGCCGUUCACCAAUAACAAGUACCAAAUUUCCUAUGAAGUCAGGCCUCAAUCCUCCAGGACCCUCCCGCGUUGUGCGAAUUGUCCGCAUAUCAUCACCCACCCAUCCCGCCAAUGGCCAACUUGGCCUCGUCGCCGCUGCCAAUCUCUCACCUCGCUCACACAUUCUCGACUAUGUAGGCUGUGUACAUACCGCUUCCACAGCCUCAACAAGCAGCGAUUAUAUUCUCUCUCUCGAUCGUAUCACGCAAUUGUCCGUAGAUGCCGAGCUUGCUGGCAACGAAGGACGUUGUAUCAACGAUUUUCGUGGAGUUGCUGAGAAGCCCAACGUGGAGUUUGAGACCUACCGUUGCGAAAAGACGGGGGAAGUCCGGGUGGGCGUUUGGGUACUGACCAAAAAGAUUGCGAAGGGUGAAGAGCUCCUCGUGACGUAUGGAAAAGGGUUUUGGAAGGAGAGGAGAUUGAUCGCUUGAUAUGCCGCGAUUAUCGCAGGUCAACAGGGAUUGUGGUGCACCACCUAUCCUACUCUGGCGUCCUCGAUCAGUGCAUUACGAGGCAUUCAAGACGGACUGUGUGCCGGUGUCGUGAGAGAUAUAUACAAAACGCAGCUGGAGGUACUAUUACUACAGUACCUCUCGGAACGACUACACUUUCAUUAUCUACCCACAAGUCUUUGUCUAUGGCCGCUACUGUUAGUUCUACUCUUCCAGCACUGAAUAACUUCACAUCUUUUUGCUGCCCCGCCUGUUCCAGGAGCACUCCACAAACAGCCAUGAUCAUAUCCCCGUGAUACUGCCUUUCGUCGCUCCUGUACAGCAAGUUUACCCAGCUGCUCAUUUAUGCGAGUCCGUGCGUUCACCGCAGCGUUAUGAGCAUGAAGCUGUGUACUUUGUUCCCGGAGCUGAAUAUUGUGAACGUACUAGUUGGGUUCCGGUCUUAGCGAGGUGGUAUCCGGUGAACCGAGUUUGUUUAUAUUACCUUCAUUAGCGAUCCUAUUGCGAUACUAGCAUGAGAUCGUGCAAAGUCCCGCUCUCGCAGAGUCCAGUAAGAUUUCAUCGGUAGAGGGGCUUGUGGUGUCGACGGCUGGACGAGUACGUAUCUGAUGUUAGAAUGAAAUAAAAUAGGUAGAUGUGUAGCAGCAAAGAGGGCCUUGCCUUAGUUGGUCUCACAGAUGCGCUCCUAACUGGAGUCGGCUAACAGAGAACCGAAAUAGUGCGACGGUCAGCAAAUUGAGCCCUUCACAACAUAACAUGUAUGCUCACCCC
Messenger RNA from Spizellomyces punctatus DAOM BR117, 1763 nucleotides. RefSeq lists its product as uncharacterized. The record is from RefSeq and is a predicted model, not a curated record. The transcript has a single exon. Gene Ontology annotation, molecular function: protein binding. The coding region runs from base 336 to 971 and encodes 211 amino acids. Lineage: Eukaryota; Fungi; Chytridiomycota; Chytridiomycetes; Spizellomycetales; Spizellomycetaceae.